Helianthus annuus (common sunflower) is the source of this 886-nucleotide messenger RNA. Its product is annotated as cyclin-dependent kinase inhibitor 7. Bases 101 to 640 code for a protein of 179 amino acids. Gene Ontology annotation, cellular component: nucleus. The transcript has 4 exons. Gene Ontology annotation, molecular function: cyclin-dependent protein serine/threonine kinase inhibitor activity. Gene Ontology annotation, biological process: negative regulation of cyclin-dependent protein serine/threonine kinase activity. The record is from RefSeq and is a predicted model, not a curated record. Lineage: Eukaryota; Viridiplantae; Streptophyta; Magnoliopsida; Asterales; Asteraceae.
UAUAUACUUUUAAAUUUCAUGUAAAUUCGAACAGAAAUAACAAACUCAACUCAUUUCCACUCUCUCUCCUCACUUGGUCCUAGAGAGAGAACCGUGAGAGAUGGAUAACAACAGAUGCAUAACCAUUGAUGAAACUUCCAUGACGGACGGUUCAAAAUCGCACCGCGGUGUUCAACGGUGCAGAGAUACAGACGUUACAAGCUCGGGUUCUGUCAAGAGAAGAAAACUUGAUGUUUCUUCAGCAGAAUUCGGUAGCUGUGAUCAUGUUUUGUCGUCUUCAUGCUUCUCGAAUUGUUUACGAUUAGAUCUGAAGGACGAGGUUCAUACAGAAGCUGAAACCUUUAUGUCCGUUGAUGAUGGUUUCAGCGGAGUAACAAGUUCAUCAAGUGAGAUUUGUUUAGAUUCAGACCAUAUUGAGACUUUUUCAAGGAUGAAGAAGAAGCCACCACCACGGGCGGUUACUUGCCGUCGUAAACCACUGGCAACGGCAGCCAAACUUCCUACAGCGAUGGAGAUCGAGGAGUUUUUCGCAGUAGCGGAAAAGAAAGAACAAAAACGGUUCUCAGACAAGUACAACUUUGAUGUUGUGAAUGAUGUACCAAUGGAUGGGAGGUACCAGUGGGUUGGAUUAAAGCCAUAGAUCAAACAGGUGAACAUUGAGUAGCACAUUAGCUAAGUUGAACUCUAUAUUAUUACUGCAUCAUUUUAGAUUUAGAAGCUUCUGCUGCAACAACUCCGUAUUCAUCCCUACUUAUCUUAUCUGGUCCAUCAAGGUGUGUCAGUAACUUUUGUGGGGUAGGGAUUUGAAGUUUUGUACCCACAAUAUCAUAUACAGAAAAUACAACAAAUUCAUUCUAUAUAUUUUUAUUUGUUCUUUUUCUAUCAA